Molecule: messenger RNA, 828 nt
Organism: Vicugna pacos (alpaca)
Lineage: Eukaryota; Metazoa; Chordata; Mammalia; Artiodactyla; Camelidae
Gene: GNG11
Product: G protein subunit gamma 11
Biological process (GO): G protein-coupled receptor signaling pathway
Cellular component (GO): heterotrimeric G-protein complex
Molecular function (GO): G-protein beta-subunit binding
Source: RefSeq, a predicted model, not a curated record
UCUCCGCGCUCUCCCGCCGCGUCGCAAACCUAACCCUCCCUGGAGCAGGCCUCCCGGGGUUCUGGGUACCCGAGAAAGAGACCAGGGGUUUUAAGAUCUUAGGACACUAGGCAGAGCCGGUGUGAAGCACGUCGUCGGGGCGCUGGGGACCACCGCGCGGGGAGGCGGUCACCUCCUGCGCCGGAGGGCGGGCGCGGUGCGCAGGCAGCGCAGCUACUUCGGGACGCGCCCUAGUUUGCGGCACUUACAGCUGCUCCACUUCGAGAGCUGUCCCUGAGCCCAGCUCUGGGGCGAAAAUGCCGGCCCUUCACAUCGAAGAUUUGCCAGAAAAGGAAAAGCUGAAGAUGGAAGUUGAGCAACUUCGCAAAGAAGUCAAGUUGCAGAGACAACAAGUGUCUAAAUGUUCUGAAGAAAUAAAGAACUAUAUUGAAGAACGUUCUGGAGAGGAUCCUCUGGUGAAAGGAAUUCCAGAAGACAAGAAUCCCUUCAAAGAAAAAGGCAGCUGCAUUAUUUCGUAAAUAACUCUGAGGAGAGCUUCAUCCUCAGUAGAAGUAGUCUGUUGUAGCUUUCCGAAAUAAAACCGACGUGCCUUUUAAAGAAGGAACAAUAAAAUUUAAAGGAGACUUUCUAAAGCACUCGUAUAGAUACGGUUAUGUCUGAAAGCUGUGUGCUUCUCGUUUUUGCACGUCACACCCCUUUAAGAGGGCAGAGAGUAUCACUCAUACAGUUAUGGGAAUAAGGACAUCACUCUUGCAUGAUUCACCUCUUUCAGUAUAUUGCUUGAUGCCUCAAAUAAAGUUUUAUCUCUGGAAAAUGUUGGCAAUUUAA